This is a messenger RNA of Fundulus heteroclitus (mummichog), 1043 nucleotides long. RefSeq names its product sepiapterin reductase a (gene spra). NCBI's taxonomy places the organism in Eukaryota, Metazoa, Chordata, Actinopteri, Cyprinodontiformes, Fundulidae. Bases 102 to 899 code for a protein of 265 amino acids. The record is from RefSeq and is a predicted model, not a curated record. Gene Ontology annotation, molecular function: sepiapterin reductase (NADP+) activity. Gene Ontology annotation, biological process: tetrahydrobiopterin biosynthetic process. The transcript is spliced from 3 exons.
CAGGAGCAGCUCCCAGCAGAAGAAGAAGAAGAGCUGCUGCAGGAUUUCACGGCCCACUCCACUCCACUCCACGCAGAUCGCGGAGCUCCGUCAGCCUCAUCAUGUCUCCUGCUGCAGAUCUGGGCCGGGCGCUGUGCAUCAUCACCGGGGCCUCCAGAGGCUUCGGACGGGCCCUGGCCCAGAACGUGUCCCGGUUGGUCCAGCCGGGCUCGGCGCUGGUUCUGGUGGCCCGCUCCGGGCCCGACCUGCGGACCCUGCAGGCGGAGCUGACCGAGUCGGAGGCGGGCAGAGCCGGGCUGAAGGUGGAGGUGGUGGUGGCGGACGUGGGGAAGGCGGAGAGCCUGGAGAACAUCAUGAGAACCUGCAGAGAAGCCUUCUGUGAGGACAUGGACCACGUCAUGCUGAUCAACAACGCGGCGUCUCUGGGCGACGUCUCCAAGUACGUGAAGGACCUGAGCGACAUGGCCCAGGUGGACUCCUACCUGUCCCUGAACGUCAGCUCCGCCCUGUGUCUCACCGCCAGGGUGCUGCAGGCCUUCCCGCAGCACGCCGGGCUGCGGCGCUCCGUCAUCAACGUCUCCUCGCUCUGCGCCCUGCAGCCUUUCCGCUCCUGGGGGCUCUACUGCACCGGCAAGGCUGCGCGGGACAUGAUGUUCAAGGUUCUGGCCGAGGAGGAGCCGGACCUGAGGGUGCUCAGCUAUUCGCCAGGACCUCUGGACACGGAGAUGCAGCUGGAGGCCCGAUCCAAAACGGCCGACCUGAGCAUCAAGAAGACGUUUUCCAGCAUGUUUGCUCAGGGUCAGCUGCUCACCUGUGAGAUGUCUUCAGCCCGGCUGAUGAAGGUUCUGCUGGACGACAAGUUCACGUCAGGAGACCACGUUGACGUCUUCGACGUGUAGACUCAGAAGACCAGAACUUCAGCCUCUCAGCUCUGAGUCGUUGUAAUUGUAGCAUUGAUGUUGUAUUUGACUUUUACUCGAUUUAUCUCUUUUAAUCUAGUCGCUAUGGAAAUGGUACCGCCUGCAGAUUAGCUGCAGCUCCUC